Molecule: messenger RNA, 1782 nt
Organism: Paramecium sonneborni
Lineage: Eukaryota; Ciliophora; Oligohymenophorea; Peniculida; Parameciidae
Source: the annotation of a GenBank genome assembly
AUGCAAAAGACCACUCUUAAUUAUUCAAGUGCAGGUAAUGAAGUUCAUUAAUAUUUUGAACAUAGAUUUACUAUAGAAGUAAUCCUAAUGUGAUAAUAUUAAAUUUGGAAUUUCUAUUGACAAAGAAAACUCAUAUGCUGUAUUGUAAAAGAAGAAGUAGCUUUAAAAUAGGGAAAUUAGCAAUCAAUAUUAAUAAAAAUCAGAUUUUAGAUCGAAUAGUGGAAUGCAAAAAUCAUCAUCACUAUAAUAAUUUUAUAGAGCAGCAUCUGCAAAUGAUAAAAAUUCUUAUUAAAAUUAGAAAAAUACAUAUGCAUAUUUAAAAGAUAUGAAAAAUUAAUCAUAUAUUUCAUAGCUUUAAUAGAGUAGUUAUUAAUAGCGCCACAUUUCAUCUAAAUUAAUUAAAGAGUAAAAUGGAAAGUUAACUGAAUAAGUAUCAAAUUAUUAAUUGAAAUUAAAUACGGUUGAAAAUUAAGAAGAAAAGAAGUUUAGUUUAAAAUAGAUAUAAAAGUGUUUAGAGAAAUAAAAAAAUGUAAAAUUCAAGGAUUUACCAGAAUUUAGUAAUCAAUAAUUUUUGGAUAUUAAAACAGAGAGAAAUUAAUAAAAAUAAUAAGGUUUAUUAGCUAAAUAUUUUCCUAUUUAAGGAAAUGAAUAAAAUAAUGAUAAAAUUAUAGAUGAAAAGAAAUUAACAAAGGAUGUAAAAUAAAUAUAUAAUCUUUAUACAUAAAUUAAAGAUAUUAAAAAUUAUUACACAAAUUCACUUAAAUAAACUUAAGAAAAAAAAGCAAUAUAACUUAAGGAUUUUGUAACAUAAAUAAAUGGAAAUAAUGUGAAGAGUUAAUAAAAAUAAUUUAUAAAUAGUAUCUUGAUUAAAUCAGAUAGAUUAUAAUAAUCAAAUGAAAUAAAAUAGACUCACUUUAAUAAAAUGAGUGAGACAUAACAAAGUGAGCCUGUAAAUUAAUUAUAAUAUUUAGUUCUUAUAUUAUAUAUCUUCUGUAAUAUAAUCAUUAAGAAAAUAGGAAUCAAAUAAAAAUGAUGAUAGAAUAAGGGAUCAUUUUUAAUAGACAUUCUAGGUAAAAUUAAAGAAAUAUAUGAAAGGGAUUAUUAUUUGCAAAUAAAUUAAAUUUAAGUUUUGAUGAGGAUAAGAUUGUGAAUUUGCCAAGAGCUAAUAAUUUAAAAACAAUUGUAUUUGAUUUAGAUGAAACUUUAAUUCAUUGUAAUGAAAAUGCAUAAGUAAUUGGUGAUGUUAUACUUCCAAUUACAUUUUAAAAUGGAGAAAUAGUUCAAGCUUCAAUAAAUAUUCGACCUUAUGCAUAGAAAGUGUUAUAAACACUCUCUAAACAUUUUGAAAUAAUUAUUUUUACUGCAUCACAUUCAAAUUAUGCAAAUAUUGUGAUUGAUUAUUUAGAUCCAAAAAAAUAAUGGAUUUCUCAUAGACUUUAUAGAGAAAAUUGUAUAUAGACACCUGAAGGGGCUUAUGUUAAAGAUUUAAGGUAAAUGAUAUAUAUUUUUAGAGUAUUAGGAAAUCGGAAAUUAUCGAAUGUACUUUUGAUAGAUAAUGCAUCUUAUUCAUUUGGAUAAUAGAUUGAAAAUGGAGUACCAAUAAUAUCAUUUUAUGAUAAUUAUGAUGAUGAGGAACUUUUGCAUUUGGAAAAUUAUUUAUUAAGUUUUAGAUAUUUAAAGGAUAUGAGAGAUUUAAAUUAAAGAAUGCUAAAAUUAAAUUAAUUUAUAAAUUAUUCAGAUAUUAAAGAAUUAUUAUAAAGUUUAUUUGCUAUGUACAUUUGA